AUGUCUUUAUUUGAUAACGCGGUCUUCAAUUCUACCCUUUAUGAGGCACUGUAUCUUCAAAUAGAAGAUACUCUGGGCUUCGCGAAAAAUUUCUUUGAAUCGUGCGUGUCAUCUUUGCCGAUCGAAAACUUGCCGAAAACCUUCGUGAAUUUGAGUGAACUAUCGUUUUACGACGAGAUUGCUGAGAGUGUAUGGGAGACGUAUAUCAGAAAGGUUUAUGAGACCGGCUACUUCUGCAACAAUAGAACAACUAAAAGAAAGUGUAUCAAAACU
Molecule: messenger RNA, 273 nt
Organism: Brenthis ino (lesser marbled fritillary)
Lineage: Eukaryota; Metazoa; Arthropoda; Insecta; Lepidoptera; Nymphalidae
Source: the annotation of a GenBank genome assembly